AGGAGUACGGAAGCCAACAGUGAUAAAAACAGUUAGCGACAGUAGCACCUUUACAUGCGUCGUGCAGCAAUCGGCUGCUGCUGCGGAGGCAUAGCGACUGCCUUGUCGGCCGUCUCCACCGCGGCCGCUCCGUCGCCAACUACCACGCUCCGACGAUGGCAGACGCGCGUGCCCAACAAGGGCUACCGCAAGCAAGCCACGGACAUCCCCGAUCGCAUCAGAGACGCCAUGGCCCUCUUUGGGGCAGACAUGAGCAACAUCACGUCGGAAGAAGACCCACCCUACGUGCCAGAACAGCAGCGGCGACAGAUGCUGCAGGAGGUGAUGUCCAGCACCCAGAACACAAUGCAACUGUCCAAGAUGGACCGUCUGCGGACCGCGCUUGAUGCCGUGCGAAACGAACCGCCAGGCGACGACAAGUGGCAGGAGGUGUACAUGUUUUUACGGACGACGGAGAUGAGCACCGAGGUGAUCAGAAACGAAAGCGACGUCUUCCCAAAGGCGCAGAAGCUGUGGAUCGAGAUGGAGCUCUGCGAAGAAAAGCGGGUACCGGCCUUGCUGAAACUCCCGAAUGGUAUGCCGGUGCUGCCCAUUUUUACUAUGGAGGAGUAUUACGAUCACUACCUGGGACGCACCGAGGCCUUUGAGUCCUGCUGGUUUCCCGUUCCCCGCGCCGGGUCGCAGUGGGAAGAGUUCUGCAAGUUGCCCUUUCCAGUCUGCGUCACCGGUGGCAUUCAGCAUUUCAGCAUGCUUGCAACGGUUGCCCUGGGUGGUCCGCAGCUCGGCAUCCUUGUCAACCCAGGUCAGCGCAGCAGCAAAUUUAUCACCUACCCGGAGAUGGUGACGCUAACUCAGAUGAAGCGGCAGAAGAGUAAGGACCGCAACCUGUCGCUCAAGACACCGUCGGCCGAUGGAGGCGCAUCGGAUUGGGUUUUUGACGUGCACCUCAUGACAACCUUCGACACGACCAAGAUGCCGCUGGUGCGUCUCGAGCCGCAGGAUCUGCCGGCUCUGCUGAAGGACCGUCCACCCAUCCCACCCGUUGCCCAGCUGGAACUCCAGUUGCUGCUCUACAAGUAUGACGCGAUCCAAUCCGUGUAUAUCCGCACCGUCGACCGCCCAAAGUGGCGCACCAUCUUUGGCGCAUCGGAGAAGAUGACACAGAUCGACGUGGUGUGCGACCCGGCCAAUAAACCGGACAAGGAGUUCUUUGCGCACCUACAGCGAUGGAGCUUCAUGAAAGAGUUCAACAGCGAUGUGCACGUGGAGCUGGCGAGUGCGUCGCCGACGCGCGACGGCUCCUCCAACUCCUUCAUGUGCGUCUUCUCGCAGCAGGACGCGGCGCUGCUGCGGUCGACGACAACGUUCAGAGGACGCACACUGGCGGAUGAACUAGACUUUAACGCGCCGAUUUCCGAUGCGCAGGGCAACAAGCCGUACGAGCAUCAUGUCAGCUACCACUGA
Leptomonas pyrrhocoris is the source of this 1464-nucleotide messenger RNA. RefSeq lists its product as hypothetical. The transcript has a single exon. Lineage: Eukaryota; Euglenozoa; Kinetoplastea; Trypanosomatida; Trypanosomatidae. Bases 55 to 1464 code for a protein of 469 amino acids. The record is from RefSeq and is a predicted model, not a curated record.